This is a messenger RNA of Felis catus (domestic cat), 1907 nucleotides long. It is a transcript of the gene SCTR, whose product is annotated as secretin receptor. The record is from RefSeq and is a predicted model, not a curated record. Gene Ontology annotation, molecular function: peptide hormone binding; secretin receptor activity; G protein-coupled peptide receptor activity. The coding region runs from base 267 to 1607 and encodes 446 amino acids. Gene Ontology annotation, biological process: brain development; adenylate cyclase-modulating G protein-coupled receptor signaling pathway; cell surface receptor signaling pathway. Lineage: Eukaryota; Metazoa; Chordata; Mammalia; Carnivora; Felidae. Gene Ontology annotation, cellular component: plasma membrane. The transcript has 13 exons.
CUCCCUGCCAGUAGCGGCCGGGUGGAGGAGCGCGGGCGGGCGGCGCGGCGUCCUUAUCAAUGGGCUGGGCGGCUUAGCGCGCUGCCACCUCUUCCGAGGAGAAGCAGUCCCGGGGCUCGCCGCGGCUUAGGUGGCCCUGCCAUGGCUCCUCCGGCCGCGGCUGCCGGCCGGGGCGCGGGACCCUGCGGAGGACGCUGAGCCCCCGGGCCGGGGGUGCGCACAGGUGCGCGGCCGUCGAGGCGCCCACGGGGAGAGCGCGGGGCACCAUGCGUCCCCGCCCGCUGCUGUUGCCGUUGCUGCUGCUGCUCGCCUGCGCUGCGCACACCGUGGGCGCCCUCCCCCGACUGUGUGAUGUGCUCCAGGUGCUUCGGGAGGAACGGGACCAGUGCCUGCAGGAACUCUCCAAAGAGAAGCCGGGAGACCUGGGUGUGGAGCAGCCGGCCUCAGGUUGCGAGGGGCUGUGGGACAACAUGAGCUGCUGGCCUUCCUCUGCCCUGGGACAGACUGUGGAAGUGGGGUGCCCACAAUUCCUCCGGAUGCUCACAGGCAGAAACGGCUCCGUGUUUCGAAACUGCACAGAGGACGGCUGGUCAGAAGCCUUCCCUAGGCCUGACCUGGCCUGUGGGGUUAAUGUGAACGACUCAUCCAACGAGAAGCGGCACGAGUACCUGCUGAAGCUGAAGGUCAUGUACACCGUGGGCUAUAGCUCCUCCCUGGUGAUGCUCCUGGUUGCCCUCAGCGUCCUCUGUGCUUUCCGGAGGCUCCACUGCACCCGCAACUACAUCCACAUGCACCUGUUUGUGUCCUUCAUCCUGCGUGCCCUGUCCAACUUCAUCAAGGACGCGGUCCUCUUCUCUUCGGACGAUGUCGCUCACUGUGAUGCCCACAGGGUGGGCUGUAAGCUGGUCAUGGCUUUCUUCCAGUACUGCAUCAUGGCCAACUAUGCCUGGCUGCUGGUGGAAGGCCUCUACCUUCACACGCUCCUCGUCAUCUCCUUCUUCUCAGAAAAGAAGUGCCUCCAGGGAUUUGUUGCCCUCGGAUGGGGUUCCCCAGCUGUUUUUGUUGCUUCGUGGGCCAUCAGCAGGCACUUUCUGGAAGAUGUUGGGUGCUGGGACAUCAACGCCAACGCGUCCAUCUGGUGGGUCAUUCGAGGGCCUGUGAUCCUCUCCAUCCUGAUUAAUUUCAUCCUUUUUAUAAACAUCCUAAGAAUCCUGAUGAGAAAACUGAGAACCCAAGAGACAAGAGGAAAUGAAGCGAACCAUUAUAAGCGCCUGGCCAAGUCUACCCUCCUGCUGAUCCCCCUCUUCGGAGUCCACUACAUCAUCUUCGCCUUCUCCCCAGAAGAUGCCAUGGAGGUCCAGCUGUUCUUUGAACUGGCCCUUGGCUCAUUCCAGGGCCUGGUGGUGGCCGUCCUGUACUGCUUCCUCAAUGGGGAGGUGCAGCUGGAGGUUCAGAAGAAGUGGCGGCAGUGGCACGUCCGUGAGUUUCUACUGCGCCCCGUGGCCCUCAACUCCAUCUUCAGCAAUGGCACCAGCGGCCUCACCCACAGCACCAAGGCCAGCACCUCAGAGCAGAGCGGGGGCACCUGCAGGGCCAGUGUCAUCUGAGAGGCUGCAGCAGGGCCACGCACGGGACAGAGACCAAGAUGGGUCACGAGAAGGCUAGACAUUGCUGCAGGACAGUCCGUAUCGGUCUUCUCAGCAGACAUCAUAGGCUUUUCUCCUGUGACCAAGAACUCCCCUCCUCUGGGCCUCGGGUUGGGGAGGGGGCUGUGGUGAGAAUUCCUCAGAACUGAUCAAAGCACAGGCACCGUGGGGCAGGACGAGGGCCUGGGAUUUGGGUCUGUUGUGUUAUGCGAAGGGCAGUUCAAGGGUUCCAGAAGGCAGGGAAAUAAACGGUAGCUGGGA